CAAGCAAUAUUCAUUCUAUUUCACACUCUCGGACCAUUCAUUUCGGCCAACUUCUAAAUUUAUCAAAAUUCUUAGUUUUAUUUUCUAACAAAUUUUAACCAAAAACGCCCAAGUCCUUAACAUGUGUGACGGCGGAUCGAUGGAGCCCCGGGGAUGCCAGAGUCGCGAGCUGCGAUGUGGCAUUAUGUACACCACUUGUGACUGUGUGAAGCGCAACGGGCUCCAGGACAAGUGCCCACGAUCCGCAUGCCAGGGCCGGCCGGCGUGCCUGUGUUUCCCCUUCCCGUCCUGCGGUCCGGCUGCCUUCCCGCUGCGCUUCGCCAACAUGACCAUGGGCGUGAACAAUAAGCGCAUGCGUUGCGCCGCCACAGGAGCUGCGUCUGGCGGUGCUGACUGCGGUGGUCGCGUAGCCGGCGGAUGCUGCGGAGGCGGUGGUGGUGGCGGCGGCUCUGGAUGCGGUGGCUCUGGAGGUGGCUGCUUCGGACCUUGUAAUGAAACACCAUGCUGUGGCCCACACAGUCCGCCGUGCGGAGCUCCUUCACCCAUUCCCUGUUCCCCGGCACCGGGCAUGUGCGUGCCCCCACUGCCCGAGGGCGGUAUUCCCGAUCCGCGUGUCUGGAAUUACUGUAACACACCCCCAACGUAUCCAUGUGGCUUCUAAAUAAUCCUCCGAGAUCUUCUGCGUCCCCCCUACAAGUCGGGAGAGAGGGAUGUGAUACGGAUGGGACAUGUUGAGCAAGUACUUGUGUGGCGAUCUUUUGGUUGAUACAAAAUUCAAAGUGGCCUGAGUCAGGACAGGUGAUGCUGCGGUAACUAUCCAUCGGCUGGCGGAGAUCACCAGUACGGACCGCUGCAUUCAGGACAACUUUCUGACUUUCGCUUCUACAUUCUUAAUUUGUUCACUCUUUUGGCAAUAAAUUAUAAAAAUGGAGCUGAAAAUAAAGGUGCAAUAGAUAGGGA
This is a messenger RNA of Drosophila serrata, 960 nucleotides long. RefSeq lists its product as uncharacterized. Lineage: Eukaryota; Metazoa; Arthropoda; Insecta; Diptera; Drosophilidae. The record is from RefSeq and is a predicted model, not a curated record.